Messenger RNA from Aegilops tauschii subsp. strangulata, 1113 nucleotides. Its product is annotated as ER lumen protein-retaining receptor. Gene Ontology annotation, biological process: protein retention in ER lumen. Gene Ontology annotation, cellular component: membrane. Gene Ontology annotation, molecular function: ER lumen protein retrieval receptor activity. NCBI's taxonomy places the organism in Eukaryota, Viridiplantae, Streptophyta, Magnoliopsida, Poales, Poaceae. The record is from RefSeq and is a predicted model, not a curated record.
ACGCACAAGAUACACGCGGCCGAAACGGCCUUCUACUCGCCCGGCCCCACCUCUCAGUCCUCACCCUGCCCCCUCCAUUCGCCCCCCUCCCGCCGACCAGAGAGGCAGGUCGCCGCCGACGAGAUCUGAGAGCUCCGGAGGCCGGAUCCCGGCCGCUCAAAGGCACGCGGAGAUGAAUCUGUUUCGGCUCGCCGGGGACAUGACCCACCUCGUCAGCGUGGUGGUGCUGCUCCUCAAGAUCCACACCAUCAAGUCGUGCGCAGGCAUAUCUCUGAAGACGCAGGAGCUAUACGCACUAGUUUUUGCAGCUCGCUACCUGGAUCUGUUUGUGCAUUUUGUAUCUUUGUAUAACACCGUCAUGAAGCUGGUCUUCCUGGCGAGCUCUUUCUCAAUAGUUUGGUACAUGAGGAAGCAUAAGAUCGUGCGUAGGACCUAUGACAGGGAGCACGACACCUUUCGCCAUCAUUUCAUAGUGCUGCCAUGUUUGGUUCUGGCUCUCCUCAUCAAUGAGAGAUUUACCUUUAGAGAGGUAAUGUGGGCAUUCUCCAUUUACUUGGAAGCCGUAGCAAUUCUGCCUCAACUUGUGUUGCUACAGCGCACAAGGAAUAUUGACAACUUGACUGGCCAAUAUGUCUUUUUCUUGGGUGCCUACCGCGUACUUUAUAUCCUCAACUGGAUUUACCGAUACUUCACUGAGCCCCAUUUUGUUCACUGGAUAAGCUGGAUUGCGGGUAUCGUGCAGACUAUGCUGUAUGCUGACUUCUUCUACUAUUACAUAAUAAGCUGGAAGAACAACGUGAAGCUAGAGCUACCAGCCUGAGCCGCUGUUUUCUUCCAAGAUAGACUAGGUAUUACGGCUUGCUUAACUUAAUGGAUAGACAGGACAGAUAUGGAUCAUAUGAUACAGAUGUGCGUUUUGGGUUCCUGGAUUUUCUUGUUUCCUUCCAAUGUUUUCGGAGGUGAAAGCUAGGUUCGCCUUGUAUCUUGUAAGGUAAUAUAAGGAGGUUGUGUACUUGUGAUACUGUUUUGGAACUCGAUGAAGGUGCUGCUGCUGUACUCCCUUUGGCGAGUGUAUACUGCUUAUAUGGUUAUAUUUCAUAACUUGCAAUGUCA